Molecule: messenger RNA, 2507 nt
Organism: Cornus florida
Lineage: Eukaryota; Viridiplantae; Streptophyta; Magnoliopsida; Cornales; Cornaceae
Product: protein BONZAI 3-like
Exons: 16
Coding region: 238-2094 (618 amino acids)
Biological process (GO): cellular response to calcium ion
Cellular component (GO): plasma membrane
Molecular function (GO): calcium-dependent phospholipid binding
Source: RefSeq, a predicted model, not a curated record
CUUCUUUUUAUUGUGUAAAUAACUCAAGGGAGAUUUUUAUUGUGUAAAUAAACUUGUAGAGAGAGAAGGUAGUCUUCAGUUCCAAGUAAACAGCUCUCUUUAAAUUGGGGAACCAGAAGAGAGAGGAGAUUUGGAAUUGCUGGUUUUCGAAAUUUGGAGUUUGACAAAGGAGAGUGUGUAUAUUGUAGGGAGAGAAAGAGGGAGGAGAGAGAGAGAGAGAGAGAGAGAGAGAGAGAGAUGGGAGGGUGCUUUUCGGACCAACGAGGAGGGCAACAAGCAGUGGGAGGAGGGGCCCAACAGAGGCCCCUACGGACGAACGAUGGCGGUGGAGCCGGAGGACACAAUGACGCUGUUGACUACUUCUUUAGAACAAAGGGCCUUGGUGCCCUCUUUACACAGAUCGAGUUAUCUUUAGCUGCUUCAAAAUUACGUGACCGCGACAUCAUUUCAAAGAGUGAUCCUAUGGCAGUAGUAUAUCAAAAGAAAAGAGAUGGAACCUUAGAGGAACUUGGUCGUACAGAAGUGAUAAUGAACAGUUUGGAUCCUGCUUGGAUUGGAAAAAUUAAUGUUGCUUAUCAGUUUGAGAUUGUUCAGCCUCUGAUCUUUCGUGUGUAUGAUGUAGAUACAAAGUACCACAAUUUACCGGUGAAGAUGCUGAAGUUGAAAGAUCAAGAAUUUCUUGCUGAAGCCAAUUGUGUAUUAUCUGAGAUAGUGACUAAACAAAGUUCGAGUUUGACCCUUAGUCUUCACAAUAAAACUGGGCACAGUGGUCUGACAAACUUUGGGACACUAACGGUCCAUGCCGAGGAAACUGUCGGUUCAAAGAAUGCUGUUGAGAUGGCAUUCCAUUGUUCCAACUUGGAAAACAAGGACCUAAUUUCCAAAAGUGAUCCCUUCUUGAGAAUAUCUAGGAUUGUUGAGAGUGGUAUUACUGUUCCAAUUUGCAAGACAGAAGUCGUGAAUAACAACUUGAAUCCAAUUUGGAAGCCCCUAUGCCUCACAAUGCAGCAAUUUGGGAGCAAGGACAACCCAUUAGUUAUCGAGUGCUUUGAUUUCAAUAGCAAUGGCAAUCAUGCACUUAUUGGUAAAAUGCAGAAAUCAGUGGCAGACCUUGAAAAACUUCACAAAGAAAAGAUUGGUGCAAAUUUUAUCUUACCAUCUGCUCGACAUGGUCAUGAAAAGGUUCUAAAGGGUCAACUUUUUGUGGAUGGAUUUGUUGCAAAGGAACUGUACAGUUUUCUUGAUUACAUUUCUAGUGGCUUUGAACUUAACUUUAUGGUUGCUGUUGAUUUUACUGCUUCAAAUGGAAAUCCUCGAAGUUUAGAUUCUUUGCACUACAUUGAUCCUUCAGGCCGGUUGAAUGCUUACCAGCAGGCUAUAAUGGAGGUUGGGGAGGUCAUACAAUUCUAUGAUUCUGAUAGGCGCUUUCCUGCUUGGGGCUUUGGAGGAAGGACUUGUGAUGGCUCAGUAUCUCAUUGUUUUAACUUGAGCAGUACAAGUGGCUUUGAGGUUGAAGGGGUAGAAGGUAUAAUGGCAGCUUAUGCAAGUGCUCUGCACAAUGUUGCUCUUGCUGGACCCACCUUAUUUGGUCCGGUGAUCAACAAUGCUGCAGAAUUUGCUGGGCAGUCCCUCUCCUACAACAAGAGCAAGUACUUUGUCUUGCUGAUUAUAACGGAUGGAGUCCUUACUGAUCUUCAGGAAACUAAAGAUGCUUUGGUGAGAGCAUCUGACCUACCCCUUUCGAUUCUUAUUGUUGGAGUUGGUGGUGCCGAUUUUGGAAAAAUGGAGAUCCUAGAUGCUGAUGGCGGAUGUAGAUUAGAGAGUUCCACGGGAAGGAUAGCUACACGAGACAUUGUACAGUUUGUUCCGAUGCGUGAUGUGCAAGGUGGGCAGAUCUCCGCUGUUCAGGCUCUCUUGGAAGAGCUGCCUGGCCAAUUCUUGACUUACAUGCGGAGUAGAGACAUCAAACCACACACGGCCAAUGUAUCCCAAGCUUCUUCUCAAGCGUAUCCACACACGGCCAAUGUAGCCCAAGCUUCUUCUCAAGCGUAUCCACACACGACCCACGUAGCCCAAGCUUCAUGGCCAAUGUAGCCCAAACUUCUUCUCAAGCGUAUCCACACAUGGCCAAUGUAGCCCACACUUCUUCUCAACUAUAUCCGUGAAUGGUCAAAAUCACCGAAAAAUUUUGAAAACUGAAGUAAAAUCUCUCAUGUACAUGACUUGCUUAGAAUCGGCAGAUGUUAUUACACAUACUUAGAAUUGGCAGAUGUGAAGGAAAAAUAUAUAUAGGAGUGCAUAUCAUUAAGAAGUAGAAAUACUUUGGCUUAUGAAACACUAAUCAAAAUUAUUAGACAGUAUGGUUGGUGCCAACUAUGAUUGGUUUGAUAAUAUUGAGAAUGCGGUUUUAUGAACAUUUACCUGUUUUUGAAUUAAUUGUUUUUUCAGCACUUGUUUGCUGCCUUUUUUAAGAAUUGAAUUUUAUAAAAAAAUUUCUAUUUACUUCA